Messenger RNA from Octopus sinensis (East Asian common octopus), 827 nucleotides. Its product is annotated as malonyl-CoA-acyl carrier protein transacylase, mitochondrial-like. Bases 123 to 827 code for a protein of 234 amino acids. Gene Ontology annotation, molecular function: transferase activity. The record is from RefSeq and is a predicted model, not a curated record. The transcript is spliced from 3 exons. Lineage: Eukaryota; Metazoa; Mollusca; Cephalopoda; Octopoda; Octopodidae.
UGCGUCCUCACAGUCAAUUAAAGAGACUCUGCUCUGGAGGAAUCGCAAUUGCCCCCCAACAGACGAGUGAGAGGGAGUCCGCAGUCUUCCUAUUUCCCGGACAAGGCUCUCAGUUCAUUGGAAUGGCCUCAAAACUGCGAGAAUAUCCACAAGCUGUCAAUCUAUUCUCCACAGCAAGCGAAAUCCUGGGAUAUGACUUGCUUAAAACGUGCAUUGACGGUCCUUUCGAUUACCUGACUCGAACGGAUGUCUCCCAACCAGCAAUCCUCGUCACUUCCCUGGCAGCCGUGGUCAAACUACAGCUCGAGAAUGACCGAGCACACAAAAUAUGUCGGGCAACUGCUGGUCUCAGUUUGGGGGAGUAUUCCUCCCUCGUCUUCUCUGGCUGUCUCUCCUUUGAGGAUGGUUGUUCUCUUUUUUAUAUUUUAGCUGUGUCGGUUGUCAAAGUGAGGGGGAUGGCCAUGCACGAGGCUUCUGUCCAGUUCCGUGGUGGCAUGGUAUCUGCCAUGAUUUCCGACAAGAGCAAAAUAGAGGACUGUAUAAAGGCGGCUUUGGAGCACUGUCAGAGUCUUGGAAUUAGCAGUCCAGUCUGUCAGUGUUCGAAUUACUUGUCCUCUUCAUUUCGUGUCAUUGGAGGCUCAAUUGAGGCCAUUGAUUAUAUCGAGGCUAAUGCCAGUAAGUUUGGGAUAAGAAAAGUAAAGAAAUUGUCGGUGAGUGGGGCCUUCCACACGGAUAUGAUGAAGACUGCCUGCGAGCCUCUUGCGAAUGCCUUAAAGUACUCACCAUUUGAUUCCACAACGUGUAUUGUUGGAUCCUUAUUUUUGUAA